AUGCGCACCAACCACGGCUUCAUCCUGCUGCUCCUAAACGGGACGGCGUGCUUGCUGGCUCUGGGACAGGAAGACUCGCCUUUCUCUUCAUCCUCCUCCUCCUCCUCCUCUUCCUCUUCGGGGUCCAAAAGCUCGUCUGAAGACCCAACAAAGACUUUGGGGCUGCUAACCGGGGGUCAGGGAUCCAUUUCUCCCCUGAGCCGGUGGGUGAUGAACAGCAAAGGCCGGGCGGCCAACGCGUCCUCCCUGGAGCUCCCCUACCGUUCUCCGGUCCCUUUCUCCAAACAAGAGUUCUGGGAGAUGCUAGGAAGCGACCUGCUCAAGCCGGACGAUCCGGGAACGUCUCGCGUCAAACGCCGCCCCAUCGUCAAGACGGGCAAAUUCAAGAAGAUGUUCGGCUGGGGCGACUUCUACUCCAACAUCAAGACAGUGAGGCUCAACCUUCUCAUCACAGGAAAGAUCGUGGACCAUGGGAACGGAACCUUUAGCGUGUACUUCCGACACAACUCAACGGGCCAGGGGAACAUCUCGGUGAGCCUGGUGCCGCCGGUCAAAGCGGUGGAGUUCGACCUGGAACGCCAGAGCGUGGUGUAUCCCAAGGACUCGAAGAUCUUCAACUGCAGGGUCGACUACGAGAAAGUGGACCGCAGCAAGCGCACGUCGCACUGCAACUACGACCCGUCCAAGACCUGCUUCCAGGAACAGACGCAAAGCCACGUCUCUUGGAUCUGCUCGAAACCCUUCAAAGUCAUCUGCAUCUAUAUCUCCUUCUACAGUACGGACUACAGAUUGGUGCAAAAGGUCUGUCCAGACUACAACUACCAUAAUGAAAUGCCCUACCUGCCUUCUGGAUAG
Messenger RNA from Chanos chanos (milkfish), 855 nucleotides. Its product is annotated as neurexophilin-1. NCBI's taxonomy places the organism in Eukaryota, Metazoa, Chordata, Actinopteri, Gonorynchiformes, Chanidae. The record is from RefSeq and is a predicted model, not a curated record. The coding region runs from base 1 to 855 and encodes 284 amino acids. The transcript is spliced from 2 exons. Gene Ontology annotation, molecular function: signaling receptor binding.